Messenger RNA from Dromiciops gliroides (monito del monte), 7548 nucleotides. It is a transcript of the gene EEA1, whose product is annotated as early endosome antigen 1. The record is from RefSeq and is a predicted model, not a curated record. NCBI's taxonomy places the organism in Eukaryota, Metazoa, Chordata, Mammalia, Microbiotheria, Microbiotheriidae. Gene Ontology annotation, biological process: endocytosis. Gene Ontology annotation, molecular function: 1-phosphatidylinositol binding; metal ion binding. Bases 1 to 3834 code for a protein of 1277 amino acids. The transcript is spliced from 24 exons. Gene Ontology annotation, cellular component: early endosome.
AUGGGUGGACCUAUGCUUCAGGACAAUCACCGGCUGCCAUGUGGAGUAUAUAUUGGAGUGAGAAGAGACUUGAUGUGGAGAGUCCAAAAGCAGCCCCAGCUUGCUACUGAAGUUGCAGAUAUAAAGUCAAAAUAUGAUGAAGAAAAGGGGCUUCGAGAAGCUGCUGAACAGAAGGUGACAAGCUUGACAGAAGAACUAAAGAAAGAGACGACUGUAAUUCAAGAUCUAAAGACUGAAUUGCUUCAAAGACCUGGUGUAGAGGAUGUUGCUGUAUUGAAGAAGGAGCUGGUCCAGGUUCAGACUUUAAUGGACAACAUGACUUUGGAGCGCGAGAGAGAGUCUGAGAAACUCCAGGAGGAAUGUAGAAAGCUACAGGCUGACUGUGCUACCUCCGAGGUUACCAUAAGCCAGUUAAGAAGUGAACUUGCUAAAGGCCCCCAGGAAGUUGCUGUGUAUGUACAGGAGCUGCAGAAACUACAAAGUUCAGUUAAUGAAUUAACUCAAAAAAAUCAGAAUUUGACUGAAAAGUUAUUGAAGAAAGAACAAGAUUACAUGCAAUUAGAGGAGAAACAAAACGAAGAGUAUGUUUGUAAAAAGAAUAUUCAAGCAAACCUUCAUCAAAAAGAGCUAGAUUGUCAGCAGCUUCAAUCAAAAUUAUCUUCAUCUGAAGCCUCCCUGCAGAGGGUACAGGGAGAGCUUAUUGAAAAGGGGGAGGUGAGCCAGAAACUCAAGGAGGAAUUGUCAGAAGUCGAGAGCAAGUAUCAGCAUCUCAAGGUGGAGUUCAAACAACUCCAGCAACAGAGAGAUGAGAAAGAGCAACAUGGUUUUCAGCUUCAAAGUGAGAUUAAUCAAUUCCACAGCAAACUUUUGGAGACAGAACGGCAGCUAGGUGAGGCCCAUGGCAGGCUUAAAGAACAGAGACAGCUCUCCAGUGAAAAGCUGAUGGAUAAAGAACAACAGGUGGCUGAUCUGCAAUUAAAACUCUCUCGUUUAGAAGAACAGUUGAAGGAAAAAGUAACAAAUUCCACUGAGCUGCAGCAUCAAUUAGAAAAAACAAGGCAGCAGCAUCAAGAGCAACAGGCCCUGCAGCAGAGCACGACCGCAAAGCUUCGGGAAGCCCAGAAUGAUUUGGAACAAGUACUGCGUCAAAUUGGAGAUAAGGACCAAAAAAUCCAAAAUCUUGAAGCCUUGCUACAGAAGAGUAAGGAGAAUAUUACAUUACUUGAAAAAGAGAGAGAAGAUCUUUAUGCAAAAAUUCAAGCUGGUGAGGGAGAGACUGCUGUUCUUAACCAGUUACAAGAGAAAAACCACACAUUACAAGAGCAGGUAACUCAACUCACUGAGAAGCUGAAAAAUCAAUCGGAAAGUCACAAACAAGCACAGGAGAACUUGCAUGAGCAGGUGCAGGAGCAAAAGGCACACCUACGAGCUGCUCAGGACCGAGUUCUUGCCCUAGAAGCCAACAUUAGUGAAGUGAACAGUCAGUUAAACGAGAGUAAGGAGAAGGUCUCCCAACUUGACUUACAGAUUAAAGCAAAAACUGAAUUACUGCUGUCUGCUGAAGCAGCAAAAACUGCUCAACGAGCAGAUCUUCAGAAUCACUUGGACACAGCUCAGAAUGCAUUGCAAGACAAGCAACAGGAGCUCAAUAAAAUCAGUAAUCAGUUGGAUGAAGUAACUGCUCAGCUGCAUGACAGGCAAGACCACUGUACCCAGCUGGAAGCUCUCAUUAAGGAGUUAAAGGAGAAACAGCUCUCUUACGAGCAGAGAGCUGAAGAAUUAGAGGGACAGGCGAAGAAACUGGAGGCUGAUAUUCUUGAAACUAAAGCAAGUAAGGAACAGAUUUUACAUGAUCUACAAGAGCAAAGGCAGCAGAAUGCUGAGUUAACUCUCCGAGCUGCAGAGCUCAGUCAACAGCUGGAAGCUGAGAGAGAAGUCGUCUCUAAUGCCCAUUUGGAUCUGCGGAAAAAAUCUGAUGCCCUUGAACAUGCAACGCAAAUGCUUUCCAAACAUGAGAAAGAAAAAGCAGACCUUAAGCAAGAACUUCAGAAACUGCACCAAGAUGCAGAGAGUCAACGUAAGGAAUUGGAUGGCAAGCUGCAAACAGUGGUGACAGAUUUGCAGCAAGUGAAGGUGGAGAGAGACCGUCUAAUAAAGGAACUUUCCACAACCAAAGACAAAUUAUCGAAAGCCUCAGAGUCUCUGAAAGACUCAAAGAAUGAAUUAGAAAAGGAAAAGCAGAGUGGAAAAACAGCUUUAGCAGAAUUGGAAAAGACUUGCAAAGAACUAAAGCAGAAACUUCAAGUACAGACUGAAUGUGCUGUUAAGGAAAAGAAUGAACUGAACAAGUUGUUUGAAAAGGAGAAGGAGGCUACUCAGCAAUUGAAGAAGGACCUCAGUGCUGCAAAGGAACAAGUCUUAUGUGUCCAAAAUGAUUUAAAAGAAAAGGGAAAAGAAGAGCAACAACUUCAGGGGAAACUAAGUUCACUAAAGCAGCUCCUUGAGCAGAGGAAGAAGCAGACUGAAGAACUCCAAGAAGAAAUGAAAGCCACACUUUCCCAGAAGACAGAACUUGAGAAUAAACUACAGCAGCAGAUAACGCUGUCAUCCCAGGACCUUGCAGCAGAGAGAGAUAAAAUAUCAGCAUUACAGAACACAUAUGAAAAAAGUCAGGAAAACCUCAAACAACUUCAGUCUGACUUCUAUGGGAAAGAAUCUGAGUUGCUAGCAACAAGACAGGAUCUCAAGUCUGUAGAAGAAAAGCUCUCUCUGGCCCAGGAGGACUUGAUUUCAAACCGAAACCAACUUGGAAACCAGAAUAAAAUGAUUCAAGAACUUAAGACUGCCAAGGCUUCUUUGGAGCAAGAUGUAGCCAAAAAGGAACAGCAGUUACAAGAGCAGGGCAAAGCACUACAGUCUGUGCAAAAAGACAAGUCACUGAAAGAAAAAGAACUAGCUAAUGAAAAGUCCAAAUUGAUGGAACUUCAAGAAACCAAGGGUCGGCAGGAAAAAGAAAUUUCCAAAUUGAGCGAAGAACUUGGGUCCUACAAACAAGAAAGCCUGAAGGAAAUAACAAAUUUAAAGGAUGCCAAACAGUUGUUGAUUCAGCAGAAACUAGACCUUCAGGGCAAAUUAGAUGCUCUGAAGUCAGCUCUUGAACAGGAAAAGAAGAAUCAACAAGUAAUAAAAGAUCAAUUGAAAAAGACCGAAGAUGAGUUGAAGAAAGAAUUCACUGAGAAGGAAGCCAAAUUGCAUGCAGAAAUAAAAGAAAAAGAAGAGAAAAUUAGGAAACAUGAAGAAAAUGAGACUAGACUCACCAUGCAAGUGACAACUUUGUUUGAGAAUUUGAGCACAGUAAAGAAAGAAUGGCAGGCCAGCCAACGGAGGGUUAGUGAGCUAGAGAAACAAAUAGAUGAUUUACGGGGCGAAAUUGCAGUAUUAGAAGCAACUAUUCAAAAUAAUCAAGAUGAAAGGAGAGCGCUGUUGGAAAGAUGUCUCAAAAGUGAGAGCGAAAUAGAGAAGCUUCAAGCCAAAGUACUAGAAUUGCAGAGAAAACUGGAUAAUACAACUGCAGCAGUGCAGGAAUUAGGCAGAGAAAACCAGUCAUUACAGAUCAAACAUACACAAGCUUUAAAUAGAAAAUGGGCUGAAGAUAAUGAGGUACAGAAUUGUAUGGCCUGUGGGAAAGGCUUUUCAGUCACAGUGAGACGGCAUCAUUGUAGACAAUGUGGGAAUAUCUUUUGUGCUGAAUGUUCAGCCAAAAAUGCCUUAACUCCUUCUUCAAAGAAGCCUGUUCGUGUCUGUGAUGGGUGUUUCAAUGACUUACAAGGAUAACUAGUUAUCAUGUUCAUCAACAAGAUUACACUAAUAUUAGUUUUAAUAAAUGCACUUCACAGAGUACUUGGACUACUAUUUGAUUUGGACAGUGGUUGUAAUACUUGGCAAAAUCGGUAUAUUUUGAAAUGUUUAUUAAUAUCAAGUAAAACGCUUCUAUUUUUGUGAGACUUGGGCUCAUCACCUGUUGCUUUCUUUCCACUUACCCUGAAAACAGCUUUCAUGCCUAGUUUAGACCUAUCUAGUUAAAUGUAAAUAAAUUUUGAACAGAGAAUAUCAAUGUAUUUUUUUAAAACAUAAUUUCAUUGCUCACAGACAUUUAUGUAAUCUCACAGCUUCUUUUCUACUUUCUCCAAAAUCUAACUUACAGAAAUGUACAAGGAUUCAAUAUAGCAAAUGUUUGUUUUUGUUGCACGUUAACAUCCUCCUGUGUUUGUAUGCAUUAAACGUCUUCUCUACAAAAUCAUGCACAGCACCAUAAAACUUGCCAACCCCCUUUAUUCUUGUAUCAUUUACAUCAUUUUCCACUUGCACCAUUUUGAUGUUGUAAAGAUGUUGCUUGGGUAUUUUAAAUACACUGUAUGUUAAGAAAACUAUUUGUCACAAAUUCUAGCCUGGCUUUUGUUUUAUCUUGAUCCGGUUCUCUUAUUCUCAUCCCAUAGACUUCUGUGAAACCAAUCCCUUGGGGGAUUGGUCCUUGGGGAGAUGUUUGAAAGGUUGAGAAUUUCUUUUGUCUAAAAUGCAUUUUUUUUCUCUUUUCCUUCUUUGUAUUUCUCAGCUCUUAUUCUUCUUUCUCCUGUCCUCCACCUAAAUAAGAAUCUCACAAAAAUCUCCCACUAAUUGUUGAAGAAAAUAUAUGAUAUAUAUUCAUACUAAAUUGUGUUUACUUUCAAGUUAGUCUUCUGAGAGUAGCCAUUUUAUAUAACUUCUCUUUUUGUGUUUCCCUUAAGGCAUAUGAAAUUCUCAAUUCUUUAAUUGUUUGGUUUUUUUUUUCUUUUUCAUAAAAUCACCCCAAACUAUGUUAGGUAUGUCUAAUUGACUCAUAACUUUGCAUCUUAAAACUGGUAAUUGAUAUUUAUUCCCUAUUUUCUUCAUGUAAAUUACUGGAAAAUUUCUAAAGUGAUAAAAUAACAAAUUUUGAUCCAGAAUUUAGUUUUCCACUUAGUCUGAGAAAUCUUUUUACUUUGAAAAAAAUAAUGCUUUAUGGUUACCUUGGAGAUAGACAUUAUUUCCCCAAAUUGUUAUAUUAUUAAGUCCCAGAAGUUAGCAGAAAUGAGCAGAAACAGGAAGUAGCAUAUGGUAUAGUGGAGAGAUUGCUCAGCUGUCUUAGAUACCCGUGUUCUAGCUAUGCUCAGCCCUUGGGCUACUUGGGCUCACACAAGUUAUUUAGCUUUUUGGAGCUUCUAUGACCUUAUCAAUUUAAAAAAGAAGGAUGAACUAAAUGAUCCUGCUGAUUUUAAGACUGAUUCAUACCUAGAGGAAGUCUAUGAAUACUUUGGAGACUGAAAAUUGCCCUUUGUUUUAUGUUUUUUAUGAGUUUAUAAAUUAUGAAAUUUCCAAAAUAAGUUGAAGUUGGCCUUGGUUAUUGAUAUUUUCUAGAAAAGAAAAUGAGCAUAGUGGGAAGAGUGCUGGACUUAGAAUCAUAAAGACCUGAAUUCAAAUUUCACCUCUGACACUUAAUAGCUGUGUGACCCUGGGCAAGUCAACCUCUCUUGCCUGCAGUUUCUCAUAAAAUGAGGGGCUUAGACUCAGUGGCUUCUAAGUCCCUUCCAGCUCCAAAUGUAUGAUCCUAUGAUGUGCAGCAAACAGAAGAAAGGUAAAUUGCUGAUAAUUAGGAAAAAAUUAGAACUAGGCAGGUUUUCUUUUGAAGUCAGUAUUUUCUAGGGUCGUUUUCAAAUAUUGUGCCAUAAGUGACGUUACACAUAUCCGAAAUAUACACUGUCAAGGAGUGUAUUUUUGCUUAGCUGUUAACAGAAUCAUGCAUGUAAACCCUUUUACCAAUAGUAAUUAAAUGUAUUGAAUAAGCCCCUGAAAAGGAGACAAGCGUAAACCCUCAGGCAGAUGUGACAAAGGAAAUGAAUGGCUCUUCAUGAAAGAUAUAACUUGACUAGUUGAAAUCAAAAAGGGCUCUUUUAUUUUGAAAAUUCCCCAAAUAGCUUUUUUACCUUUGAUAUCUGUGACCAAUACACACGCAGUGACGUUGGUUUAUGGUGUUUAAGGCAAACUGAAGCGCACGGUAUCACAGCAUAGUUUUUAGAACAGUCAGUAUCAUGAAAACUCCUCAGGAUUAGACGCUUGACUCCCUUCCUUGCUUGGGGAUGCACUGAAUGUCUCUUCCCUCUCCAGAAGAAAAGUGAUAUGGAAACUACUAAAGAAAUAGAUCCUUUGUGCAUUCUCACAAGCUCGUCGCGCUAAUGUUGUUAUCACCAUCACAUAGCUUUCUGCUCUUGAUUCAUGAACCUAAGAUGUUUUGGAAACAAAAGGACAUUUUUUUCCCUUUAAAAAAAAAUUAAAAUGUGUUCCUGGGCCACAUAUUUCCAAUGUGGCUGCUAGGCGUCAUUCUUGUGUCUGUGACUUAGAGCUGGCGGGUCCAGAUCUGUGAUUUGGCACUGAUGCAAAGCAGGCUGGAAUAUUUCAGAUCCAGACGCAGAAGAAAUACUUUAAAAAAAAAAAAAAGGCAGGCCUUGCUGGUUGAGUGUACGCCAGACUGUACCUAUAGAACUUUUGUAGAAAGAAGACUAAAAAAUGCUGCUUGCACAGGAUUUGUCUCUUUUGUAAGGAAAAAAGGGGGUGUGGGUGGGUGGGAAUAAACAGAAAACCUCAAUGCAGGAUAUGAAUAGCAUUUUGUUUCAACUACCUCUCAGUGUGGAAUUGAGCUAAUUUUGAGUAGGGCUUCCUAACUUUAGUGGUAAUAAUUGCCGAAAUUGUUUGUAUCCCAUUGCCCUGAAAGAGGUGAUUCUUGGUGAUUAUUUUUAAAUUGUACAGUUUUGAGAUUUGUAAAGCGAAUUCUGUUUCUUUAAACCUGUCAUAAAGAUGUUUCUUUUUUCCUUUAGUAAAGAGCAGAUUAUUAUCACACACUUUGAUAAUUGUGGUCUGCAUGACCACAGCGAAUUUUAUAUGCACUUUGGUUAUUAAACCACAGAUAUUAUCACAUCCACAAAACUCAAUGUGCCAUUAAUUUAAACAUAAGCUUGAUGAAUGGUAUUCUGUAAUGAAAGCGUGCCACACGUUAUCCUGUCUUAAUUGUCAUUUGCCUGGAUUCUAAUUUUUCAUUAUCAUUGCAGAUGUGAAUAUUGUGCAUAGACCUAUGGAAUUGAUGUAAACAUGUAUAAAAUAGAAUGGGAAAUAACUAAGUUCUUGCUGUGUACAGACUGGUAACACAAUACGGUUACGUGUACAUGAAAACUGGAUCAGACUCAUUAUCUGUAGAUGGGUUUGCAUGAGUUUUUUAUCCGAUCUUUUUGUUUCUUAAUUUGUGUUGUAUUUACUACUUGUGAUCAUGUGCUUGUGCCUUAUAUUGUGGAAGAGUUUAGUUCAGUGUGCACUGUACUACCUGAACUCAGGAUUGGAUGGUAAUUGAUUCUAAUUGUACCAUAAGGUGACCCCAAAUGGUGGUACCUAAUUCUGUAUAAAGAGCAUUGGAAGGAGGCUUGUUGCAUUGUUGCAUUUGUUUUUUAAUCUGUUAAAAGGAUAUUAAUAAAAACCUUUCUAGCA